AUGUGUGACAGAACCGGCGUGAAGCCAGACCUAAGCUACACGGUCCCGCUAUUGAUCAAUGGCAAAGAGGUCACGACAAAGACCACAUUCUCGGUAACAUCACCUACGACUCAGAAGGAGGUAUGGCUAUCUUCAUCAGCUUCGCUGGAUGAGGUCAGCGCGGCCACAUCGGCUGCACAAGCUGCGCUUUCAGACUGGUCGAAGACCAAGCCUGCGACCAAGCGAGCCAUCUUCAUGAAGGCGGCAGACAUUGUUGAUGCACGUGCUGAAGAGCUGGCUGAAUACAUGAAGAUUGAGACCGGGGCGGCAUCACAAUUUGCUAAUGGCUUCAACGUGCCGAAAUGCGCUGAUAUGCUGCGCGAUGUUGCGGGAAAGACUGAGCACCGGUCAUGGGGCUCGAUUCCCUACAUGCGAACAAGAGGGAACCAGUGCAUUGAUCGUGAAGGAGCCCGAUUGGGGACCGUGCUGGCUAUUGCGCCAUGGAAUGCUCCUUAUGUACUUGGUAUGCGGUCAAUUCUGUACCCAUUGGCUGCCGGAUGCUGUGUUAUCUUCAAGGGAUCAGAAUUUUGCCCUCGGACAUGGUGGGCGAUUGGCAACGUGCUCACUGAGGCCGGUCUCCCUGCCGGCGUGUUGAGUGUACUCUUCCACCGUGCAGAAGACGCUGCUCAAGUCACUACAGCGCUCAUCGAGCAUCGUUGCAUUAAAAAGAUUAAGUUUUACAGUGUGGGUCGCAUCAUCGCAGGCCAAGCAGGCAAGAACCUCAAGCCUGUCCUGAUGGAACUUGGUGGCAAGGCGAGUGCAAUCGUACUAGAUGAUGCAGAGCUGAAGAAUGCUGCGACUCAAUGCGCACUCGGAGCCUUCCUGCACUCUGGUCAGAUCUGUAUGAGCUCAGAGCGAAUCCUGGUACACAAGGACAUCAAGUCGAAGUUCGUUGCAGCGUUCAAAGAGGCUGUCGAGAAUAUAUUUGGCGGCGACAAGCCUGCCCCUGUGCUUGUAGCGGCUGUAGGUGUCGAAAGGAACAAGCGACUGAUCUCCGAGGCAGUCAAAGCAGGUGCUCGGGUGGUCCAUGGAGACCACACGAAGCAGGAAGAGUUUGAUACGCAUAUGCGACCUGUAAUCGUUGACAGCGUGACAAAGGAGAUGGACCUCUUCUACACCGAAUCUUUUGGCCCUUCGGUCUCGAUUGUCGAAAUCUCGGACGAUCAGGAAGCGGUUGAAAUCGCGAACGAUACCGAUUACGGUCUUUCUGGUGCGGUCUUCACGGAGAAUCUGGCCCGAGGAUUGCGCAUUGCUAAGCAAAUCGAGAGCGGAGCCAUCCACAUCAAUUCUAUGACGGUCCACGACGAGUGGAGUUUGCCGCAUGGCGGCGCAAAGGCCAGUGGGUUUGGGAGAUUCAAUGGCAACUGGGGCAUCGAAGAGUUCUUGAGAAUGAAAACCAUCACGUACAGAGAUUAGAUCGCCAUUUGGCACGCGUUGGCACGACAUCAGGCAGCUGGGAGUAACGCGAAGUCUGUGGUGGGAAACAGAUGUCCUUGUCGGGGCUUUGUUCUUACCAACUUGUCCACCAAUAAUUGAACGUCCAUGCAGCGCGCUGAAAUAUGACCGCUAUGGCCCAAUCGAUCUCUUUCCUAGUCGC
Parastagonospora nodorum SN15 is the source of this 1636-nucleotide messenger RNA. RefSeq lists its product as hypothetical. The record is from RefSeq and is a predicted model, not a curated record. NCBI's taxonomy places the organism in Eukaryota, Fungi, Ascomycota, Dothideomycetes, Pleosporales, Phaeosphaeriaceae. Bases 1 to 1455 code for a protein of 484 amino acids. The transcript has 4 exons. Gene Ontology annotation, molecular function: succinate-semialdehyde dehydrogenase (NAD+) activity.